Molecule: messenger RNA, 1739 nt
Organism: Nannospalax galili (Upper Galilee mountains blind mole rat)
Lineage: Eukaryota; Metazoa; Chordata; Mammalia; Rodentia; Spalacidae
Gene: R3hdm4
Product: R3H domain containing 4
Exons: 8
Coding region: 44-844 (266 amino acids)
Molecular function (GO): nucleic acid binding
Source: RefSeq, a predicted model, not a curated record
CUUCCCAGCCUCAAGCCCGGCUGGGCAGAUACUCCUGCAGGCCAUGGUGGCCCUGGACAGCCUGGACAGCAGCCCGGAGACUGGGACCCCGGGAACCGGGAGCAGGCUGCCCCUUCCUGGCUGCCUGCCCUCACUCACAGGCUCCCACGUGAAGCGAUUUUCCGCUUCUAGACGCAAGCAACACUUCAUCAACCAGGCCGUGCGGAAUUCGGACCUAGUGCCCAAGGCCAAGGGACGGAAGAGCCUGCAACGUUUGCAGAACACCCAGUAUCUUCUAACCCUGCUGGAAACAGAUGGGGGCCCAGCAGGGCUGGAGGAUGGGGACCUGACGCCCCCUGCUGCACCCGGCAUCUUCGCAGAGGCCUGCAGCAAUGCCACCUACUUGGAGGUCUGGAAUGAUUUCAUGAACCGCUCUGGGGAGGAGCAGGAGCGGGUACUGCGCUACUUGGAGGACCAGGGCCCCAACAAGGCGCGCAGGCGCGGCCCUGGCCCUGGCCGUGAGGACCGGCGGAGAGAGGACCCAGCAUUCACACCCCAGGAGUGCUUCCAGCGCAUCAGUCGUCGACUGCGGUCCGUGCUCAAGCGCAGCCGUAUCCCCAUGGAGACCCUAGAGUGCUGGGAGGAGCGGCUGCUGGGGUUCUUCUCUGCGUCCCCCCAGGCUGUGUACACGGCCAUGCUGGAUAGCAGCUUUGAGAGACUUCUGCUUCACGCGGUCUGCCAGUACAUGGACCUCAUCUCAGCCAGUGCUAACCUGGAGGGAAGGAGACAGAUGAAGGUCAGCAACCGCCACCUUGACUUCUUGCCUCCAGAGCUGCUCUUGUCUGCCUACCUGGAGCAGCAGUGAUGGCCCCCACAGGGCCUCCACCCACCACCUUGCCCUGUGCCAGACCUCCAACAUCUGCUAAUUAUUUUCCACACUUUUAGAUUUUGAACCCCACUCUUCCCCUUGGGUGUCUCUCUUGCCUCUAUCCCCUCACAGCCUGGCUCUCACAGGGCAGCCCUAUAGCUCCCUACACAGGGACUUGUAUUUGGGGAGUGGGGAAACCUGACUUGCUCAGUUUACCUCUUUAGGCCAGUCUGAAGCUCAGGCGAAGAGAGACAGACUGUUUUUUAAAAUCACUUUUAAUGAAUUUGGCAUGUUUUGUGGUAGAUUUUUUAAAUUUUUUUCUCUUUUGAAAAGGAGAGGGAAACAACCCCAAAAAACACAAAAAACUAAAAACAAAAACAAUUUGCUCUGUUGGUAAAUGGUGGGGGUUUGUUGUAGCCCUUGCCUGACCCCACCCCCACCAGGUUUCAGCUCUGAUGGGGACAAGACUGGUCCCUCUCUAGGAUCCUAUUGCCCCCCCCCCAGGAGCUCUUUGUGUGUGUGUGUGUGUGUGUGUGUGUGUGUGUGUGUGUGUGUGUACACACGGUACGCCAAGUGACCCAAGACAUACUUGUCUCAAGGGCUGAUUUUAUGCUUUUUCAUAAUGUGUGUAUUGUGUCCCCAAACCCUGGGCCGUGCCUGCCUUUCAAAUUGCUUCCUCACUCCCUCUCUUUAUACCGGGGUCCAGGACUUUUGAGCAGAAGCCUCUGACCUCCCCUAAUGUCCUGUCCCCUCUUCUGGCCCUCUAUCUAGCCUGGCUAUGGUCACUUGCAGGGGGUUUGUAUAUUGGGCAGGCUGGGCCUUCCCUCCUGUGUGUGUGGUUCUUUGUGCUUGGAGGAAAUGGGAGCUUUUAAUAAACCCCUGGUGCUCUGGC